This is a messenger RNA of Triticum turgidum subsp. durum (durum wheat), 2955 nucleotides long. Lineage: Eukaryota; Viridiplantae; Streptophyta; Magnoliopsida; Poales; Poaceae. The record is from the annotation of a GenBank genome assembly.
AUGGAACGGAUCAUGGUGAGCACUGCCACUGGGGUGAUGAACUCCCUCCUCAAGAAGCUCGCGGAACUGUUGAGCGACGAGUACAAGCUUCAGAAAUCCGUGAAGAGCAAAAUUCGCUCACUGGAACUCGAGCUGAGCAGCAUCAAUGCUUUUCUCAGGAAUUUGGCUGACAAGGAGGAUCUGGACCCGCAGACUAAGGAAUGGAGAGACCAGGUGAGAGAGAUGUCCUAUGAAAUCGAAGACUGCAUCGACAAGUACAUGCACAAGCUAAACCACGAACCGAAUAAAGUAGGUGGCAUCAAGGGCUUCAUCAGCAAGAGCAUUGCCAAGGUGAAAAAUAUGGGAGUUGUCCAUGGGAUUUCUGGUCAGCUUGAGCAACUCAAGCUCCAAGUCGUUGAGACAAGCGAGCGACACAAGAGGUUACUAAUGCCUGCGCAAGUAACAUCUGGGGUAUCAACCACAACAAUUGACCCUCGAAUGCCUGCGCUGUAUGCUGAGGCUACUGAUCUUGUUGGUAUUGAUGCAACAAGAGAUGAGCUCAUCGAGCUUGUGACCAACCAGGAAGAGAAAGAGUUGAAGGUGGUGUCGAUUGUUGGGUAUGGAGGCUUGGGAAAGACCACACUUGCGAUCCAGGUAUACAGACACCUUCAUGGGCAAUUUGAUUUUCAAGCUAAGGUGCUGAUGUCAAGAAUCUUUGAUAUGAAGAGGAUACUACGGGCAAUACUCUUUCAAACUAAUGAGACAGAUUACCUGGACCAGAACACGGAAUCAUGGGGUGAAGAUUUACUCAUUGAGAAGCUGAGAAAAUUUCUGAUGGAUAAAAGGUACUUUGUUGUAAUUGAUGACAUAUGGGAUGCUCGAAACUGGGAUGCCAUCAAAUGCGCUUUUCCUGAUGGCAAGCGUGGAAGUAGAAUAAUGACGACAACAAGAAUCAAUAGUGUUGCUAAGUCAUGCUGCACCCAUCGCCGUGAUCAUAUACACAAAUUAAGUGUUCUUAGUGAAGCUGAUUCUCAGUGUUUAUUUUAUAGAAGAGCUUUUUACUGUGAAGAUGGAUGUCCACCUGAACUGGAAGAAGUUGCCACUGAAAUUGUGCAAAGAUGUGGUGGUCUACCAUUGGCGAUAAUUACUCUGGCCAGUUUAUUGAGUACUAAAUCAUAUACAAGACGAGAGUGGAUGAUAGUACAGGAUUCUAUUGGUUUGGGACUUAUGAACAAUGAUGGGAUGGAAGACAUGAAUAAGAUAUUAUCUCUUAGUUAUAUUGAUCUUCCUUACCACCUGAAAACGUGUUUGCUGUAUCUUAGUUUAUUUCCAGAAGACUUUCUGAUUACUAGGGAUCGAUUAGUAAGAAGGUGGAUAGCAGAAGGGUUCAUUACAGCAGAAUGUGGGAAAACUUUAGAAGAACAAGGUGAAAGCUAUUUUAAUGAGCUUAUAAAUAGAAAUUUGAUCCAACCAAUAGAUAUCAAGUAUGAUGGUCGAGCAAGGGCAUGCCGUGUGCAUGAUAUGAUUCUUGAUUUCAUUGUAUCGAAGGCGGCUGAAGAAAAAUUUGCAAGUUUGAUUCAUCAAAAGGAUGCAGUUGACUCACGUUUUAAGGUUCGGCGACUCUCGCUUAAUUAUGGUUCCCAAAAAGAGUUGUGCACGGAAUCACUCAUUGUUUCUCAAGCUCGAUCCCUCAGUAUCUUUGGGAAUUCUGAACAGUUGCCUCCUCUUUCAAACUUCAGUGCACUGAGGGUACUUGAUAUAGAAAGCCAUAUCCAGAACAGUUAUCUGGUGAAUAUUGGAGAGUUGCUUCAGUUGAAAUAUAUACGGCUUUCUGCAAGCACUAUUACAGAGCUUCCGGAAAACAUUGGGCAACUAAAAUCUUUGGAGACAAUGGAUCUGAAAAAAACUGCUAUAAAAGAACUGCCAGCAAGCAUUGUUCAACUGCAACGAUUGAAACAUCUACUGGUUCAAAAUGUAAAGUUGCCUGCCGGAAUUGACAAGAUGCUUUCUCUCCAGGACCUGUCAGAACUAAUUGUAGACGAUAGCUGUAAAGUAACUUCUUUGCUAGAGCUGAGAACUUUGGCCAAUUUGAGUUCUCUUGGCCUUGUUUGGCGCAUCAGUGAUUCACACAUGGAAAAAACAAAGUUUGCGGACAGUUUGUUAUUGGCCCUCUGUGACCUUGCCAAAUCCAAACUUCAGUUUUUAAAGGUUACCGGUGCUGGGUCUGAUGCUUCAUAUGAAUUCAUGUUUGAUCCUUUCUCCUCAACUCCUCAUCGUCUCCAAGAGUUGACCUUAUACCCAAACUGUUAUAUUGGUGAGAAUCCAAGUUGGAUGGCCUCAAUGGUUAACCUCACCAAAUUGAACAUUAUGGUUAAUCCAGUGACACAGGAAGCUCUUGACAUUUUUGGCAACUUGCCUGUCCUGCUAUUUCUUGAGCUGAGCUCAAAAGUAAUAGUUCCAAAAGGGCUUAUCAUCGAGAGUGGCACAUUCAAAUGCCUAAAGGUGUUUCGCUUGUAUUGUCCGGAUAUUGAGAGAGGGCUGAUGUUCAAAGCUGGAGCCAUGCAGAGCAUUGAAAAUUUUACACUUCCAUUCAGCGCACAUGAACCGCAACCUAUAUUGGGUGACAAUGAUUUUGGCAUUCCCCAUCUUCGUACGUUGCAGCACCUUGAAGUUCGGAUUAGCUGCAAGGGAGCGGUGGCUUGGGAGGUGGAAAUGUUGGCUAAUGUCAUUAGGAAGGCUGUCAUUGAACUCCCCAGCAAUCCAGAGCCACAAAUCUUGAGGUAUUAUGUGAAGGAGAUGAUACAUGAUGACAGGGAGAAGAGUACAGAGGAAGCUACCGGGGACUCCCUGUAUGCCACAGAAUGUUCUCACGGUAUGGAGGAUCAUUCUUAUGGUUAUUGGUAUCCGCUUCCACCGCCUCCACGCUAUUUCGUCCAUAUUGCUGAGGAGGAUCCAAAUUCUUGCUCAAUCUGCUGA